This is a messenger RNA of Stereum hirsutum FP-91666 SS1, 6891 nucleotides long. RefSeq lists its product as uncharacterized. The record is from RefSeq and is a predicted model, not a curated record. Lineage: Eukaryota; Fungi; Basidiomycota; Agaricomycetes; Russulales; Stereaceae. The transcript has 5 exons. The coding region runs from base 959 to 6223 and encodes 1754 amino acids.
CUCAGCUUCGCUUCGAACUGUGUGAGAUCUUGUUUGUCGCCCAUUUUUCUCGACUUUCUCGCGAUAGCUUCGUUCAUUCAACAUCAUCAGACGGAUACGCGCGGCCCCGAGAAAACGAGAGAAGCAGUGAAGGCCCAUAUGCAGACUGACUUGCGACAUAUGGAGCUCGUUUGGAGCCUACUUACCGUGACGAAGUUCGGACCUGCUACCUAGGCAACUACGGAACAAGACGAGCAGGUUCGGUCUACGAAAGGCAGGCUGACGGAAGAAACGACCCCACAACAGAACGGCCACGAACGGUCCAGGGACGGCGAACAUCGUUCUUCUUGGCUGGGCCUAGCCGGGCGCAGUUUAUGUUUAUGCCAUGGCCGCCAACAACGCAUUCAUGCAGGCAAUAUCUCUUCCUUCCAAACCAUAACCUUCCUUUUCUCGGUCCUCGUUUAUCCCUUUCCUUGUCUUUGUCUCUCCCUUUUUUGGUCUCCACAACUCUUAGUAUUUCUGAAUCUUUCGCUCAGUCGGUCUUGCACGACGGAGCGCCCAGUAUCUCGUAAAAAACAGCAUCGGAUCGCAGGAUUUGUCUGGCCAUACUCGUCAAGUGGCAUGGGCUAUAACUGAACAUCUGUCAGUCAACCUUACCCACUCAAUCGACCUCGAUCUUUUCUUUCAUAAUUCCUCGAUCCUCGAGCCAAAAAAAGCUCGUCGUACUACCCAGUCCUCGAUCUCUCCGCCGCUCGUACGCGAGCCCCGUUUUGGGUCGAGUCCGCACUUCGGUUAUUCCCUCUCUCGUUUCGUUCUCUUCCUUGUCGUCGUCGCCCUCCACCUAUACGACAACUUCUACGCCGGUACGCAGGACGCCGACGCGUACUCAUUGCUUAUUUCAAGUAUUCAUUAUUGUCGUCGUGCUGCGACGCAGUAGCACGCGACCGAAGCUUCUUCUUGGCCUGCCGAGCCAGCCGUCAUGUCGGGAGCAGGAGCAGGAGCAGGAAUGGGAGACAGGGAGUCGACGUAUUCUGUCUUUUCUUCCUCGAGCGUCGAAGACCUCCUCGCGAAUCUACACGACUUUCCACAUGUACCAACUACCACAGGCCUUCCCCACCCUUCGUCACACCUAUCCCAACUCGCGUUCGCCGCAGCACCUGUCCAAUCAUCUACACAGUCGCAUCCGAGUUCGCGUCUUUCGCAUUCGGUCAACCAGACGAAGUCGGUCCCUCCGCGUGUAGCUCUUAUACCGGAGCACGAGGACGAGCACCACUAUGCAUAUGACAGGGAGCCGGAGCAAGCCUCGACAUCCUUCCUCAUGCCAAUGGCAUCUCCUUCGCUAUCACCAUCUGUCAACGAUAUCAGUAACAAGGAUUCGUUUAUGGAGCCUGUGACGCCUAUGGAAGCAGAGGGGAGGAUGGAAACUGAGAUGGAAAUGCGCAUGGGAAUGGUACCAGAGGAAGAGGAAAUGAGAAGGCGCUUGGAGGGAGGCAGGGAUGAAGAGCGGUUGAAUGGCGGCGACAAGUACGAGAAGAUGGGUGUUGAGGGUAAUAAAGGGGGUUUAAGUGGCGAGAAGGGAAGACAGGGGUUACGUGGCGAGAGUGGAAAAGGAGGUGAUUGGGUAGACGAGGCGAAGAGAGGAGAAGAAGAGGAUGACGAUGCCCCGUUGGAUCCGUUGUCGUUGAUCAAGAAGUAUCCUGAACUCGUCACGGAACACUACGACCCAAUGACCAACACGCACACCAUCAAGAUCGCCUAUCCCUCGCGUUCACGGUCCGGCUCACAGUCACAUCAAAAGUCGUUGUCUUCGCACUCUUCACAAUCGCGGCCGCGGCUGGAGCGUCCGUUGUCGCAGGAUACGAUGACGUCUGGGAGCACCUCGCCGACGUCUUCCUCACACCAUAUCCUUUCCCCGACGUCCACACAUACAUCGCAUACCUCCGGGUUUUCUACGCUCUCCAAAGGCCACCAUCAAACCCAUUCACCAAACCAUGCUCUACCGCAUACCCCACCACUCCCUCAAACCCCCGGUAUUCUUCCACCGGCUAGUGUGAUCUCUAGGCGUGGACGGUUACCCAAUUUUGAGUCCUUAACAUCACAAGACCGGGAGGAUGAAAGGUCUCACGUCGAUAGCGAAGAAUUGUUGCACCGGCAACGUCUUCGAGCAUCUUCGUCUACAUCUCAGUUGCGCCACAUCCCCGACCCUCGCUCGAUGCCCCUAUCCCCGCCUCCAUCCACACCCAUCUCCCCCGAAGAACUUGAGGCAAACCGGACUUUUCUCCGUCAACGCGCAGAGUCUUUCCGGCACGAACGUGAACCUUUCGAUGAAGACGAGGAAGAGAGUUCACGAGCCCUGACGCUUCAGGAUGCGAUCGAUUCUUUCCCGCCUACGCCGGAUGGUUCUGGUUUUGGAGGGUUCGAUGCAUCGAGGUCUGAGGAUCAGGAUGAGCAUGAGAGGAGAAGGCGUGGGCCCUAUGCCGAGCCGUAUCUGCAUCCGUCGUCGUCGACCUCAGCUCCGAACGCCGUUGAUCUCAGCGUCAAUCCACCACCAUCACUCGCGAUAUCUGUCUCUCGUCCAGACGACUCUCCUUCGCACUCAUACUCGCAACCGCACUCCCGCACACAUUCCCACUCAACUUCGACCUCGAACUCCCGUUCUCGCUCUAACUCCCACUCCCAUUCACGACCUCCUUCACACUCGCACUCGCCUUCGCCAUCCCAAUCGUCCGACCUCAGAUCAUUACACAGUCGCGGACAUGCUAGCGUGAGCAGUCUGAGCUCGGGAGAUUUUACCACGAGGAGUAAGGCGGAGAGUCAUCUCGCGAGGGCCUUGAGCGCGUUGAGGUCGAAGGUUUCAAGGGAUCAUUUGCGGUCGAGUCCCAGCCCGACACCAAAGGUUGAUUCGAAUUUGGGAGGGUUGAAGGCGAAGGGAUCGAGAGAGUUUUUGAGAACGAAGGAUUCGAGGGAUGGUCUGCGGUCGAAGGACUCCCGAGAAGAUUUGAUUUCGACGAACUCUUCACUCGAUCCAAUGCGUUCGACAUCCCGAUUGUCCGCACUCGUAGGAGGCCUGAGGUCGCAAGAGUCUCGCGAACGGAUACGGGCACGUCAUUCCCGAGAUGCGCUCAACGUGGACUUUGGAUUCGGACAGUCGAGGGAGUCGGCGGUCGUCAUGCCUGAAUCGCCCAAUACAGAGGACAGCUAUGGAUUCGAUUUGGAUGCGUAUGGCGCACCAUCACCUGCGCUCGCGACGGCUCCUCUUCCUGGUCCUACCGGUUUCAGCGCCUCGAAGUUUGACAGUAGGAGGUCGGUGCAGGUGGCGAAUACGAAUGGUGGCGGGGCGUUGCCGCCGAGUGAGCCUGACACGCCGAACGCGGUGGCGGCUGUGAUUAGGGGUCUGCAAGAGAGGGAAUCAUCGCUGUUCGACAUGAGCAGUCGUGACAGUGAUGACGAGGAAGAGUACGAGGAGGGACAGCAGGUCUUGUCGAGGGAUGACCGGAAGGUGUCGUUAUUACCACUCAGUAGACCACCACCGAGACAUAGACCUCCGCCUUCGUUCGCUCCACCCAUUUCUCAGCCAGUCCCUUCGGCCUUCCCUGCAUCUCGUGACUUUAUUGACGAGGAUGAGGAAGAAGCUGUCCUUCCUUUGCCAGACCGAAGGCCCAGCCCUCGCUCCUCGCUCUCCGGGCCUUCCCCAUCUGCAUCUUCCUAUGCCCUUUCAUCCCAAUCUGCAUCACAUCUCAGUCCUCUGAGCCACAUCCCAUCAUCGUCCUCGUCCUCCUCGUCUUCUUUGUCGUCGGCGCCGUCUUCAAUCCGUACCCACCAUCGGCACCAUCAGGGAUCCUUCGUACCACUGAGUCCCAUCCCAUCCCAAUAUCCCGAGGACGAAUAUCCUACCUCUCCACCUUACGAUUCGUCUUCUCACAACCCAUACACCAACUCCACCCACGCAGACGACUAUGACGCCGACGCCGACGCACUGCGCGACCUUGUCCCCGAUUUCCUGGACUUGAGCAGUAGCGGGAUGAGCCAAGAUUUCGACAGGUCUUCGUUCUUCCCCACUCAUACAGCGCGGAACGAAAGCUGUACGGUCCAUAUGGAUGAUAUGCAGGGUGCUGGCUUUGGUCCAAGUAGCAUGGCUUCGGCAGGGAUCAGAUCGAGUCCGUUGAACCCUACGGGAUCGAAGGCAUCGUUGCUCAGUCCGCCGCAGCUGAUGUCGAGGGAUCUGACCGCGAGGUCUUCACCGGAUGAUAUCGCCAGUGCUAGACUGGAUGACAUUGUGCCGGAGGAAGACGAAGAAGAUGGUAACUGGGCCGAUCCUGCAGGUAGUCCCACCGCAUUUUAUUCGGCUUCAUUAAUGGCUCUGGAUGGCCCAAAGUCGGCUUCGCCGAGGAGGAUGAAGAGUACCCCUGAGUUGCUGGGUGGGCGGCCGGAGGGGAGGAGAGCGUCGCACCAGCCACAAUCGGCUUCUACGUCUAUGUCCGCCUCGCAUUCUCGUGCUUUCGUACCGCCUCGCCCGCACCAAGGAAAUUAUGCCCACCAACCGCCCCACCUUGCUCUUGCGCAGAUAUCGAAGGGACCGCCGAUGCACCCUGAUCUAAAGGCACGCAGGUCGGAUGACGAGUCUCCACUUCCUCAUUCUGGCGCAGCAGACUCGAAUCAUCUCGUGAAUAGGAUGUAUAGCGAGUUCAGGAUGGACGAUGCUAGGGAGGGUAGCUUAGGCUCGGGGAGGUCUAGACCUGGAUCGAGCAAAGGUUCGAACGAGUAUGUCUCGACUGCAGAUGCGUUCGGUGGUUGGUCGUCACCCGCUGUACAAAAACACACCGUCGCCGAACACGAUGGCAAGUUGAAGAAGUCGAGGUUGAGCCAGGAUUGGACGAUUAACUCUGGCCCCGCAUCACCCGCUACUCGACACAGACUCGCUUCCACACCCUCACCAGCCCUUGCCCACGCUCAUCCUCAAGCUUCCGGAGCCAUCGAACGCAAUCCUUCAGGAUCUUCUGCCGCAUCGACGUCCCGUUCUACCGGGUCUGCUGCCGCCAUUCGCGAGAUCGCACCUUGGGCCACACCACAGGACGCAUCCUAUGCUUCCCUUCGCCGCCAGCACGUAGCCUCACCUGCGACCGCCCGAGAUCGAAGAGAGUCGACUUCAGCCCGUCCCCCUCCGAUGUUGUCCCUGAAUGAAGGCGCGGAUUAUUUCUCUCGUCCACCUAAUUCGGCCGGUACGGGUUCGAAUGCCAGUGGAAGUCCUGACCUCGGGAACGCCACACGACGUGCGCUGAAAGUCGGACUAUUGUCGGAACCCAUCUCGGCGCCCGUUCUGGUGCGGAAUCCCUCGCAGCGGGGUGGCAUUUCUAGUCCUACAGGUGCCGGGCUUGAAGGGCUCGGGUCUGAGGACGUUCACGCGUUCGAAUCCCCACGCAAAGCCCCUACAGUUCCACUCUCCGCCCCCGCCACGGACGCCGAGUCCCGCUUCCUGCGUCGACUGUCAUCGUCCAAACCUAGACCCUCACUGGCUUCGAAGUCGACUAGCAAUCUGAAAGGUUCAACAUCGACGUCCGCUUCUGCAGCCGAGAUGGAAGCGAGACAGAAGGCAAUGCGAAAGGCGGAGAUGAAGCAGUUGGAGAAGGAGGUGUAUGGUUUGCUCGUUGGUGGCGGAGAUAACAAGAAAUCUUCUGAUCGCGGCAGAGUGAAGAGGGAAGAGCCCUCGUCCCAGGGAAGCUCGAGUCAGUCAAACUCACAAGACUCAAACUCGCAGUCCAACUCGACUUCGACAAAGGCAACUACGGCAACAUCAUUGUCGAAAGGUAGUAGACAUCUCCACCUACCUGACGACAGUCGCCCUUCGUCGUCGUCGACGUCUGCGAGACCGGGGACAGGUUCGACGAUUGACAGUGUGUCGACGUAUGGUAUUGCUGCAUCACCCAUGGGUAUGGGCUUCGGUCGUGUGCUUUUUAAGACAGGAAGAUCGCAUCCACAUCCAUCCCAACCUCAGACUCCGCAAUCAGCCACGAUUCCUAGAAGGCCAUCUAUGGGCGCUGGACUACGUGGAGGAAGUUCGAGGCCCGGAACGCAGGAGUCUGCGAUGUCUCAGCUACCGUCGCCGCCGUCAGCGGGUGGAAUGAUGCAGAUGGGUGCAGCGGGAAAGUCGGAGCCGGAUUUGAAGUCCUUCUUUCAUGUGGGGGAUGGGAAGGAGAAGGGGGCGAAGUUGCAGAAGAAGCCGGGGUUGUUUGCACGGAAGAAGUAGGUUGUGAUCGGGAUGGUUGAUCGGUCGGUGAGUGUGGCACAGGUGUGGGAUUGUGGUGUGUUUUUAGUUUCGCGCUUUUCCUCCAUCUUCUUCUUCUGUCAUAUAUGGAUGGUAUUCGGACAUCUUUUGGUCGGUUAUACUUUAGUCGUCAUUGCACUCAUUCUACCUCUUUGUUUUACUCGAUCUUUUCCUUUUUGUUUCCAUCUGGUUCGUACGUUGUCACUCAUUAACUCAUGCUUUUUCCUCAUUCUGACCAAUUCAUUCAUCUGUGCUCACCAUCCAUCGUUCGCCCACUCACCAACAAUUCUGCCUUUAUUUAUCUCUUCCACUGACUCGGACCUGGCCAACCUCCUCGUACCGUCCAAAGGAUCCCCUUCCCUUCAACAUUCUCGAUACAUACCUACCCUACGCAGCUUCUAUAUUUGUCGCAUCGUACUCAUCUCUAGCCUGCAUGCAUCAUAGACCAAUUACCAUGACCAUUCCUAUCCCUUUGUUCUCUUGUUCUCUUAUUCUCUCGCUCUCGUCUGACUCACCCAUUCAUUGACAACUCAUUCAUCGACUGACAUCACCUCUAGAAUACACACUUCCGUAUUGUCAAUAUUCACCAUUCAUCCAUCUCAGUGCUUGCAGCUCAACUACAUAGGCUGCAUAUUCAGCUUCAGCCUUCC